Cantharellus anzutake is the source of this 699-nucleotide messenger RNA. Its product is annotated as chaperone for protein-folding within the ER, fungal-domain-containing protein. The coding region runs from base 1 to 699 and encodes 232 amino acids. Gene Ontology annotation, biological process: 'de novo' protein folding. The transcript has 4 exons. Lineage: Eukaryota; Fungi; Basidiomycota; Agaricomycetes; Cantharellales; Hydnaceae. Gene Ontology annotation, cellular component: endoplasmic reticulum; endoplasmic reticulum membrane. The record is from RefSeq and is a predicted model, not a curated record.
AUGGUUUUCAUCUCUCCUUUAACGGCUGCUUUGCCGCUGUUCUUUUCCUCUAUACCAGAGCUCAUUAAUGCCCAAGCUGACAUUCAUAACGUUACUCCCAUUGGGGGGACAUGGAGUUCGGGGAGCGGUGCUGUGACAACGGGCGCAGCCUUUGUCAACCCUUUAAACUUCUCAUUCCAUUACCCAAAAAAUGCUGGGAUAGCAUGGUCAUUCACCGAGGACGGUCAUUUCGAGCAAGCCGAAUACCAGUUCAAUGCAAACGGAACCCAGCCCAACUGUAUCACUGGCGUUGUGCUGUGGCAGCAUGGCACAUACCAGUGGCUCUCAAAUGGCUCCAUUAUCGCAAACCCAAUCCCUAUUGAUGGCCGUAUGCAAGUCCAAAACCCAUGCGCGGCCAAGUCCAACGUUAUCCAACAAUUUAACACCACCAUUCUCUUACAAUCAUGGCGCAUCUUCCAGGACGUUCAACGCGGACCAAAACUACAACUAUACCGUUUCGACGGCGCUCCUUUACAUCCAAUGUACCAGAUUGCCAACCCUCCGAAUAUGUUACCGACAGAGACGCUCAGUGUAAACUUGACACUCAAUCCAGAUGGUUCGAUAACGUACAACGCCGCCACUUCUCGACUCAAACAACUAUCUCUUAUCACACUGGGAACACUUGGCGGGUUUUUGGCAGGAGCUCUCCUAUUGAUAUAG